CACGACGUCUGGGGCUGUAUCCCAAGCUCAAGCACCCUGUAUCCCUCUGCCCCUGAAGUCUGAAAGUUUCGGGGCACAUGGAAGUGGUGGGAAGGUGCUGGAAGACUGUCAGGGGUUCAGUAACGUACAGGGUGCUCCUGCUAGCCCAGUGGAGCAGCACUGUAGCUCAGGGAGCAGAUACUACUCCUGCUAUUGAGUAGGACGUUUAUUUGAUGAGGAGACUGAGAAAGCCUUUAGAAAAGAAUUGGAGUGAGAAAACAUGCCUGGAGGGAAGCCUGGGCUGAGAUUCUCCUUUUUGUUCAUCCAGCAGCCCAAGGACCUUGUUGGCUUUUCCAACUCAAUCAGGACACAAUUCAGUGUGGCACGGGUGGGGGUGCCACGCUCUUUCAUGCUGAGCCAGGAAAGGCCAUGCAAGCCAGGGGUCUGCGUGGCAGCCCCAGCAGGAGUUGCAGAUUAAAGCUGUUCUACAAUAGUCUGGUCUUGCUCCUCUUCUGAGGAUUGAUUUCUUAAUGUAUGUGCACGAGCAAGCAAUUACCUGUGAGGAUAGGAAGAUGUUACUGUGCGGACCCUUUGCAGCAUUAAAAGCAAAUCUGGUCCAGGUUUGCUUAUAAACAGGUGAGUGCAUGGACAUACAACCACGUUUGGUUGUUGGGAAGAGCUGCUCCUGGCAGUAGAUGACACCUACCAGAAUGGGCAUGUCACUGCUCCUACACACCCAUAGUGGAAGCAGGAAGACACCUCUGCUCCCCAGAACCAGGGGACCAUCAGGCAGCCGUGGCUGUGCUCAUGCCAGCCCCAAGGCUGGACCCAGUGAGAAGACCCACCGCUGUUGUCAGAGUUGACUGCGCGCGAAGCAACUGAAGUCUGGAAGCAUCCCAGCUUUACCAAGCCCCCGAAGCCAGUAUGGGGUGCCUGAAAACUGCAAGACAUAAAAAUAACCCUAAACAAAAGUUGCUUUAAGCACCUCAUAUCUGAGAAACGCAGAAGAAAACUGCUAUAAAAAGUGUCACACAGGGGAUUCUUCGAUUGUUGGUACGCUUCUUCGAGCUGUCUUUAAAAAAGAAGAAGGAAAACCAUCAAUUAUGUAAGAAAACUCGGCUCUCCUCCCGGUGAGUGACAAAGCGGGUUCCCCCUGGGACCUGGCAGAUCAGGCAGCAGCCGGUGCUGCUCUGCCCGGGCCACUUUGCGUUUUUAAAGCCACUUGCAAGGCGCCAGCGGGGAGCGGCUGCGGCCGCCCGGGCCGGGGGUGCGGGGCCGCGGCUGGGGCUCCCCCCGCCCGCCCCGUCCAGCCGCAGCGAGGGCUUUUCUUGGCGAAAACCUGCGAUUCCGGCGUUCCUCGGGAAUGAAAGAAAGUGACAUGUUGGGAAGGGAGGGGGGGGGGUGGGGGGGUGGAGAGGAGGAAGGGCUGUCCCUGGGCCUGCAGGGCGGGAUCUUUUCUCCUGCUUGAUCUAUGGAGCCCGCCCCCUUAAAUUGGCUCCCGGGAGCGCCCCGUCCACCAGCCCGACGGGGGGAGAGGCGGAAAGCGAGGGAGAGCAGGCAGGCGGGCGGGCGGCCGGCUCCCCUGUCCCGGCCCGUCGGUCCCGGCCCGUCCGCCCCCGCGCACCAUGCGCGGCCCCCGGCGCCCCGCGCCCCGCCGGCCCGCCCGCCCCUAACGCCGCCCGGCUCCAGCGCCUUUCCCCGGCAGCGCACCGGGGGGCGGGGAGGGGGGAAAAAAAGGGGCGGAAAAAAAAAAACCCAAAACAAAAAACCCGCACAAAAAAGCCAACAAAAAAAAAGGGGGGGGGGGGAAGGGAGGAAAAAGGAGGAGGAAAAGAAGAGCCCGAGGAAAGCGGGGGAAGGCUGCUCUCCUCCCAGGACAGCGCGCAGCACCAUGCAGCUGGCGCCGCUGGCGCUGGCACUCACCACGCUCUUCAUCGACGGCUUGAGGAUAGGAGCGAGAAGGCAGAAGCUGCACCCCAGGCAAGCCAAGCUGCUGGAGAAGCUCAACGAGUACGAGAUCGUGACUCCUACCCGGGUGAAUGAGUUUGGCCAGCCCUUCCCCACCGAUGUCCACUUCAGGCGGCGGCGGCGGAGCACCAGCGCUGCCCCCGACGCCUGGACGGCAGCAGCCGCCGCCUCCCCCAAGGCGCACUACAGGCUCUCCGCCUUCGGGCAGCAGUUCCUCUUCAACCUGACGGCCAGCUCGGCCUUCAUCGCCCCGCUCUUCACCGUCAGCCUCCUGGGAGAGCCCGCCGCCGACCAGCGGCGCCUCUACGCCGAGGCGGCGGACGCCGACGUGAAGCAUUGCUUCUACCGGGGGCACGUCAACGCCCGCCCGCGGCACACCGCCGUCAUCAGCCUCUGCUCCGGGAUGCUAGGCACAUUCAAGACUGAUGAUGGUGACUAUUUCGUAGAGCCGUUGCUAUCACUUGAAGAACAGGAGUACGAAGAAGAGCACAAUAAACCACAUCUGGUCUACCGACACCGGACGCCUCCAACCAACUCUUCAGGGGACAGGCAGAUUUGCGAUACUCCAGAUCAUGAACACAGUCACAAAAAGAACAAGCGGAAACACUGGAGAAGGCAGUGGGCAGAAGGCAGCCUAUUAUCUGACGUGGAGAUGUUGAAACACAGCGUGGAAGUGAACUCACUUUCUGCGGAUAGCAACAAGACUGGGAACAUCAGUGAAAAGAAGAGCCACAAACGAACAAAGCGGUUUCUGUCCUACCCUCGGUUUGUGGAAGUGAUGGUGGUGGCUGACAGCAGGAUGGUCGCCUACCACGGAGCUAAUCUACAGCACUAUGUCUUAACGUUAAUGUCAAUUGUGGCUUCUAUCUACAAAGAUCCAAGCAUUGGAAAUUUAAUUAAUAUCGUUAUCGUGAAAUUGGUCGUGAUACAUAACGAACAGGAUGGCCCUGCAAUAUCUUACAAUGCCCAGACAACGUUAAAAAACUUCUGCCAAUGGCAGCAAUCCCAGAACCACCCUGAAGGAAGUCACCUUCAACACGAUACAGCCGUGCUCGUUACCAGACAGGAUAUUUGUAGAGCGCACGACAAAUGUGAUACUCUGGGUCUGGCGGAGCUGGGCACAGUCUGUGACCCAUACAGGAGCUGUUCAAUUAGUGAAGAUAACGGUCUGAGCACUGCUUUCACAAUAGCACAUGAACUUGGCCAUGUAUUUAACAUGCCACAUGAUGACAAUCAUAAGUGUAAAGAAGAUGGAGGUAAAAAUCAACAGCAUGUCAUGGCGCCAACACUGAACUUCUACACCAAUCCCUGGAUGUGGUCAAAAUGCAGUAGGAAAUACAUCACUGAAUUUCUGGACACUGGUUAUGGGGAGUGUUUGCUUGAUGAACCUUCAUCAAGAACUUACACGUUGCCUCAGCAGCUCCCGGGGCUGAUUUAUGAUGUCAACAAACAAUGUGAGUUAAUUUUUGGCCCCGGAUCCCAAGUGUGCCCGUAUAUGAUGCAGUGUCGGCGACUUUGGUGUAUUAACAUCGAUGGUGCGCACAAGGGAUGUCGUACUCAACACACGCCUUGGGCUGAUGGGACAGAAUGUGAACCUGGAAAGCACUGCCGGUUUGGGAUGUGCGUGCCGAAAGAGCGAGAGGCGCCGGUGAUAGACGGAGCGUGGGGGACGUGGAGCCCUUUCGGGACCUGCUCGAGAACCUGUGGCGGCGGCAUAAAGACGGCGAUACGAGAGUGCAACAGGCCCGAGCCUAAAAACGGUGGGAAAUACUGCGUGGGUCGUCGCAUGAAGUUUAAAUCCUGCAACACUGAACCGUGCUCGAAGCUGAAGAAGGAUUUCCGGGAUGAGCAGUGCGCCGACUUCGACGGGAAGCACUUUAACAUCAACGGGCUGCCCACGAACGUGCGCUGGGUUCCCAAAUACAGCGGCAUCCUGAUGAAGGAUCGGUGCAAGUUGUUCUGCCGGGUGGCGGGAAAUACGGCGUAUUACCAGCUGCGGGAUCGCGUCAUCGACGGGACACCCUGUGGCCCUGACACAAAUGACAUCUGCGUGCAGGGCCUUUGUCGGCAAGCUGGAUGUGAUCAUGUGCUGAAUUCAAAAGCAAGAAGAGAUAAAUGUGGUGUUUGUGGUGGGGAUAAUUCUUCAUGCAAAACUGUUGCGGGCACAUUUAACACGGUGCAUUAUGGCUAUAACGUUGUGGUCCGCAUCCCAGCUGGUGCAACUAAUAUUGAUGUGCGUCAGCACAGUUACUCAGGGAAGCCAGAGGAUGACAACUACCUGGCCUUAUCUAACAGUCAAGGAGACUUUAUAUUAAAUGGAGACUUUGUCGUCAGUAUGUUUAAAAGGGAAAUCAAAGUUGGGAAUGCUGUGAUCGAAUACAGCGGAUCGGAUAAUACUAUUGAAAGGAUUAAUUCUACAGAUCGGAUUGAGCAAGAAAUAACGCUUCAGGUUUUAUCAGUGGGCAAUUUGUACAAUCCCGACGUUCGUUACACAUUUAAUAUCCCCAUUGAGGACAAACCUCAGCAGUUUUACUGGAAUGCGUAUGGCCCGUGGCAGCCCUGCAGUAAGCUCUGUCAAGGGGAACGAAAGAGGAAACCCGUGUGUACGAGAGAGUCGGAUCAGCUCACAGUGUCGGACCAGCGAUGUGACCGGAUUCCCCAGCCUGACCCCAUCACUGAGCCUUGUAGCACGGAAUGUGAAUUAAGGUGGCACAUCGCGAGGAAGAGCGAGUGCACGGCCCAGUGCGGGCUGGGGUACCGCACCCUGGAGAUCUACUGCUCCAAGUACAGCAGGCUGGAGGGGAAGAUAGAGAAGGUCGACGACCGCUUCUGCAACAGCCAGCCCAAGCCAAGCACGAGGGAGAAAUGCACUGGAGACUGUAACGUGGGAGGGUGGCGGUACUCGGCCUGGACCGAGUGCUCCAAGAGCUGUGGCGGGGGCACGCGGCGGCGACGAGCCAUGUGCGUGAACACCUACAAUGACGUCCUGGAUGACAGCAAGUGCAGUCAGCAGGAGAAGCUGACGGUGCAGCGAUGCAGUGACUUCUCGUGCCCCCAGUGGAAAACUGGUGACUGGUCCGAGUGCCUGGUCACCUGUGGAAAAGGGCACAAACACCGCCAGACCUGGUGCCAGUUUGGAGAAGAUCGGUUAAACGACAGGUUUUGCGAUCCCGAAACGAAGCCGGAGUCGGUGCAGACGUGCCAGCAGCAGGAGUGCGCUUCGUGGCAAGUGGGGCCGUGGGGCCAGUGCACGAUGACCUGUGGCCAAGGCUACCAGAUGAGAGCGGUGAAGUGUGUCGUGGGCACCUACAUGUCAGUGGUGGAUGAUAACGAGUGUAAUGCUGCAACCAGGCCAACAGAUACCCAGGACUGUGAAAUAGCAGCAUGUCCUCCCCAUCCAAAUAGUCCCGAAGCCAAGAGAUCCAUAUCAGGCAUUCACAGGACGCAGUGGAGAUUUGGAUCCUGGACACCAUGCUCCGCGACGUGCGGGAAGGGUACCCAGAUGAGAUAUGUCAGCUGUCGGGAUGAUCAGGGCUCGGUGGCUGACGAGUCAGCUUGUUUCCACCUCCCGAAGCCGUCAGCCACGGAAAUGUGCACCGUGAUGCCAUGCGGGCAGUGGAAGGCCUUGGAGUGGAGCUCUUGCUCGGUGACUUGUGGUCAAGGUAAGGCAACGCGACAAGUGAUCUGCAUCAAUUACAGUGACCAGCUGGUGGAUAGGAGUGAGUGCGAUCCAGACGACCUCCCUGCCACCGAGCAAGACUGCUCCAUGUCUCCUUGUCAUCCAAACAGCCAUGACUACGGCAGGCCCAUCCACCCUUUCCUCUAUCCGGAUCAUCGCCUGAAACUGCACCCCGGAGGCAGCCCGAACCGAAACCGUGCGCAUAUACCAGGAGGCAAUCAGUGGAGGAUUGGCCCCUGGGGUGCUUGCUCUAGCACGUGUGCGGGGGGGUUCCAGCGGCGGGUCGUGGUGUGCCAGGAUGAAAACGGAUACACCGCAAAUAACUGUGAUGAGAAAAGCAAACCCAUGGAACAGAGAUCGUGUGAAUCUGGCCCCUGUCCUCAGUGGGCUUAUGGCAACUGGGGAGAGUGCACGAAGCCAUGCGGGGCAGGGACAAGAACACGGCUGGUGGUGUGCCAGCGCCCUAAUGGAGAAAGGUUUACGGAUCUGAGCUGUGAAAUCCUUGAUAAGCCACCGGACAGAGAGCAGUGCAAUGUGCAGGACUGUCCUAGAGAUGCUGCCUGGAGCGCUGGUCCUUGGAGCUCGUGUUCUGUCUCCUGUGGAAGGGGCCAAAAGCACCGCAAUGUGUACUGUUUGUCAAAGGAAGGGAGGCAUGUAGAAGAAGAUUAUUGCAAGCACCUUGCUAAGCCCAACAUGCAAAAGAAAUGCAGAGGGGGCAGAUGUCCGAAGUGGAAAGCAGGAGAUUGGGGACAGUGCUCGGUGUCCUGCGGCCGGGGCGUCCAGCGGCGCGCCGUGCACUGCCACAGCAGCACCCCGAAGGCAGCCGAGGAGGCAGAGUGUGACCCGGCCAGCCGUCCCCCUCCGCAGCGGGACUGCCACCUCCCCGAGUGCCCCACGCACCGCUGGGCAGCCGGCGAAUGGCAAGCGUGCAUGAAGACGUGUGGGGAGGCGUCUCGGUACCGCAAGGUGGUCUGCGUGGAUGAAAACAAGCGGGUGCAGAACAGCGGCUACUGCGAUGCCAGCAAACGUCCCCCCGAAAUCGAGAGCUGCGGGCUGCCGCCCUGCGAGUACGUCUGGAUCACUGGCGAGUGGUCGGAGUGCUCCGUCACAUGUGGGAAGGGAUACAGGCAGCGCCUGGUGUCCUGCAGCGAGAUUUACACCGGGAAGGACCACUACGAGUACGGGUACCAGAACACAGUCAACUGUCCCGGCACGCAGCCGCCCAACAUCCAGCCCUGCUACCUCGGGGAGUGCCCCGUCUCAGCGUCCUGGCGCGUCGGCAACUGGGGAAGCUGCUCCGUCACCUGUGGGGUUGGAGUCAUGCACCGCUCAGUGCAGUGUUUGACGAACGAUGACCAGGUCAGCAGCUUGUGCCACGCAGAUCUGAAACCCGAAGAGAGGAGGAUGUGCCACAACGUCCACGACUGUGAAUUACCAAGGAGUUGCAAAGACGUUAAAAAUCUCAAAGGUGUCACUGAAGAUGGCGAAUAUUUCCUUCAAGUCACAGGAAAGAUGUUAAAGGUGUAUUGCUCUGGGAUGCAGACUGACAGCCCAAAGGAGUACGUGACCCUUGUAAACGGGGAUGCAGAGAACUUUUCAGAAGUGUAUGGAUACAGAUUGCAUAACCCGACUGAAUGUCCGUAUAACGGGAGCAGACGAGAAGACUGCCAGUGUAGGAAAGAUUACACAGCAGCUGGGUUUUCCACCUUCAGCAAAGUAAGGCUGGACCUCAACACUAUGCAAAUAAUAACGACCGAUUUACAGUUUGCACGGACACAUGAUGGACGACCUGUUCCUUAUGCCACUGCUGGGGACUGCUACAGUGCAGCCAAAUGCCCGCAGGGUCGCUUCAGCAUAGACCUUUAUGGGACAGGCCUGUCCUUAAUGGGAACGGCAAAGUGGCUCUCGCAAGGGAAUUACGCGGUGUCAGAAAUUCAAAAAUCUCCAGAUGGUACCAAAGUAGUAGGAAAAUGUGGCGGUUACUGCGGGAAGUGUACUCCAUCAUCUGGAACAGGCCUCGAUGUUCAGGUGUUAUAGCGAUGGUUCUCUGAGAGCAGCCAGCGGAGAUGAGACGGAUGAAGGAUAGCGAUGCAAUACCUCUGCCUUCCACUUUUUUAUCUGUUUAUGUGUGUAUAUAGAUCGCAUAUUCUUGAUGUACAGUAUAAUAUUUAUGUUUGGAAUUAUUUAUUUUGAUUUAAUAUUUUUGUACGUAAAAUCAUUAUAUUAAGGCUGCUUUUACUAUUUUUAUUUUUUAUUGUUAAAUCCUGCAGUCAAACCACUGCAUUUUGUGUACUCUACAUUAUAUGUAGCAUUAUGACAAGUGAUACUUUAUUGUCACUGUAUUCAGUUGUUUACUUUCAAUCAGUAAUUUUCCUUCAGUUAUGGGCUGCUUUGGCCCUCCACGGUGCUACACAAUCUGCAUAGGGGUAUUUUUGGCAUUUCAAUCUGUCUUUAUGUAAGGAAAAUAGACAAGAUGUGCUUAAAUUUUAUUUUUAGGGAUUAGGCCAACAGCACUCAAGGAAAACAUGACAAUGAAUACAGUGCUAGUUGCAUUAGCAAUCUUUAUCUUUUAGGUAUGUUUUGAAUUUCACAUGACCUCUGUGGCCAGUGCUAAAAGCACUGGUUUGGUGCUAACAUGGUAUUUAUUAAUGCUCUGUAGUUUUCGUUAAUCCAGUGCCUUUAUCAGUGAAAAAAGGAGGAAAACAGAAAAAAUUGUCAGGCGAUUCAAAUAAAUUGAGAUCUACCCCAGGUUUAGGAAAAUUCCUGCAGAUGGAUCUUCAGCUCGAGCCUCUUUUUUCUAGGGCUCCGAAGUGAACUCGCUGUUUAAAAAAACAUCUAUUUGUCUCCUAAUUGCAUGUGCCACUGUGCUUCCUGGCUCCAUCUGGAAGCGGGGUAUUAACUCAUCCCAGACGGGCUGAUCAAGCCAUAUGCUUCCCUGGGCUGUGUGCUGAGAAGCGCUGCAGUUUCUUACGGACAUUGUCACAGAAUCCUAACGUGAAGCCGAAAGCAUCCCUCCCGUGUUAUCUCCCCGCGGGGCCGGUGAGGACCGCAGGGUCUUGCGGCAGGGGAUGGGGGUCAGCGUGCCCAGCCAAGCCGCCCCUUCCUCUUGGCUGGGGGACUCCAUUGCAGGCACCUGCAGCCUUUCCCCAGCUUCCUACUCACUCACAGACCAUCUGCAGAGGGAGGCUUCAGCGCCGGCUCUGCCUGAUUUCAACAAGAUCACUCUGUACUUACAGAUAACUCUGCCCCCCCCUUCAAAAACAAGCUGCUUUACGCCUACUUCUGUGUUGCUUUGGAUCUUCCUGGUAAGGCAUCUGCGCUCCUUGCCUAUCCGCCAUCCCAUGUACAACCAGACCUUUAGUGUUGGCUUUUUUUUUUCUUUCUAAUAUAUAUAAAAUGAGGAGACAUCUCCCAUAGGCGCCAAACGCGGCCGUGCGAUGGCUCCCGCAUGUACAUAGCCCACCGCUUGUGGCACGCCACGUUUUCGCAGAGCUUUGUAGCACAUUGAACGGGGGUGAUGUGACCAGAUUAUUUUUGUAGUCUAUGACUAUGUCCCUUAUCUCUUACUCCACAAUUUUACUUAGCGAUAGGAAGAUGCUGCCCCUUCACCUUAUAUGUCGGGGCAGCCAGGACCACAAAGUACAAGGAAAGGAAGCUUUUCAGCACAAAAUUGCCAGCAGUUUGGAAAACCAAAGAGGCUUAUCUGCUACUUCAGAUAACUCUUUCAGUUUUGGAUGCAAAUAGUUAACAAAUGCAACCUCGGGAUCUCGUGCGAAUCUUUAGCAGAGCUCCCCAAAGGAUGUGUAAUCAGUCUGUUGCAGAACAGUUGGAUCAAUAGUGAUAAAAGAUCCCAUCCCCGGAUUCGUAACCCAGGUGGUGUUCAGCCUUCGGAGUGAAACCUGUCAGCCUGACAGUCGGGGAUCGACGCGUUCGUGUAAGCUGGGAGACAUCUCGCAGGCGAGCAGGGCUGCGUUACACUCCAGCAGCUAACGAACUGGUGCUCUACACUUACUCUGUGUGUGCCUCUGCUGCUCUUAUUAAUAGUCAGAUUUAGAGGAAAGAAUGAGACUCUUGGCCGUAAUUUGGGGGUUUUGGAUUAAUAGGGCAUAAGUAGAUAUGAUCAUAUCUUAGAAAGAUUUUUCACCUAUGUUGUAUGUCUAUGCGUAACAAUAAUAAAUUCUACCUUUCUGAGAAAAAUGCCAAAAAUACCAUUUCAAAGGUGAAAGAAAAGGGAGAAGGGAAAAAAAGGGAAAGGGAAAAAGGGAAAGGGAAAGGGGAAAAGGGAAAGAGAAAGAGGAAAAAGGGAAAGGAGUGGUAAUGGAAUAGUGAUUUUUUUUUAAUGAUAAUUGCUUAUGUGUAACUUCUGUAGGGGAAAAGGGAAAAUUGCACUAUGAACUUUAGAAAGAAACAGUGGUGCUUAGAAAGUACAGGCUUAUAUUUUCUCUAAUGAAGUGAAUGGCUAUUUAUAAAAAGAAAUAUUAUUUUGACCUGUACACAUUCAUUUCUACCAUAUAGUUUCAUAGCAGCUAUUAACAGAGCAAGAGAAACCUAAAAAAAUAUUAAAUAAACUAUAAGGGAAAAAAAUGAUAGAGCACUGAUCCUGUGGUUCAUUAAUGGGCUUCAUUAAAUAGGAAGAGACUUUGAAGACCAGAGACAUUAGACAUUUCUUGUUCAGGAAACAGCUCUGGGGUUUGUAUAUCAAUGCCAUUAUUUUUCUACAAACUGGGGGGUUUUUUGCAAGCACUUUCCUGUACAGUUUUUCUUUUCUUUCUGCUUAUACUCAAAAGGAAAUGAAAAGACCCGUCAGACACGUCUGUAUGGUCUUUCUGCAUUUGCCAUCGUAUUUCAAUACCUGUGUGCUAUUAUAGAGGCAAAAUACUUUGUACACAAGGGAAUAAUACAUUGAAUGGUA
Molecule: messenger RNA, 10538 nt
Organism: Grus americana (Whooping crane)
Lineage: Eukaryota; Metazoa; Chordata; Aves; Gruiformes; Gruidae
Gene: ADAMTS9
Product: ADAM metallopeptidase with thrombospondin type 1 motif 9
Exons: 41
Coding region: 1451-7663 (2070 amino acids)
Biological process (GO): proteolysis; extracellular matrix organization
Cellular component (GO): extracellular matrix
Molecular function (GO): zinc ion binding; metalloendopeptidase activity
Source: RefSeq, a predicted model, not a curated record